AUGUCUGUCCUGCUGGCCCUGUGUGUCGCGCUCCUGCCCCUGGCGACCCCAGGCCGAGGCACCCGGCAAUGGGAGCCCUGCACGGACCUGCGGCCGCUGGACAUCCUGGCAGAGGCGGUCCCCCCGGAUGGCGCUGCGGCCGGGAUCAGGGUGGUGCAGGUCCAGGGCGCGCGAGGACUCCAGCUGCUGGCCGCUGCCCCCCGCGCCCUCAGCUUCCCUGCGUCGAGGGUCUUCUUCAGAUGCGACUUCUUCCCUGAAGAGUUCUCCAUCGUCGUGACCUUGAAAGCGCCGAGUCUUCCGCCUAAGAAGAACGAGUACCUGCUCACGGUGAUGGCGGAGGGGCUGGACGCCCUGCUGCUCGGCCUGCUCUACUCGGCCGCCCGGCUGCACUUCCUCUUCCGCAGCGAGGACGCGGCGGGCAUCUGGCAGACCCGCGUGUCCUUCCGCAGCCCAGCCCUGAUGGACGGCCAGUGGCACACGCUGGUCUUGGCCGUGUCCGAAGGCUCCUUUUCCCUGACCACGGACUGCGGCCUCCCCGUGGACAUAAUGGCUGACGUGCCCUUCCCAGCCACCCUAUCGGUGCAGGGAGCCCAGUUCUUCAUCGGCAGCCGGAGGAGGACCAAAGGCCUGUUCACGGGCCUGCUGCGGCAGCUGGUUCUGCUCCCCGGUGCGGACGCCACCCCGUGGCUCUGUCCCUGCAGGAAUGCCAAGCUCGCCGUGCUGUCCAUCCCCCGCAUCCUGCAGGGCUUCACGGGGAAGCCGGAGGACAACGAAGUGCUGAAGUACCCCUUCGAAACCAGCAUGAAGGUGACACUGGGACCCCGGCCUCCAUGCACCGAAGCGGAGGACGCCCAGUUCUGGUUUGACGCGGGCCGCAAGGGCCUGUACCUGUGUGUGGGCAGCGAGUGGGUCUCCGUGUUAGCAGCCAAAGAAAGACUGGACUACGUGGAAGAGCAUCAGAGCCUGUUCACGGACUCGGAGACGCUGGGGAUCGAGGUCUUCGCCAUCCCCGAGGCCGGGCUCUUCAUAGCGACCGCCAAUCGGAAGGCCACGUCCACCAUCUACAAAUGGACCGACGGAAAGUUCGCCUCCUACCAGGACAUCCCCACGCACCAAGCACAGUCCUGGAGACAUUUCACCAUCGGGAAAAAGAUCUUCCUGGCUGUGGCCAACUUUGAACCGAAUGAAAAGGGUCAGGAGUUCUCCGUCAUUUACAAGUGGAGCCAGAGGAGACUGAGGUUCACGCCUUACCAGAGGGUCCCCACCCACAGCGCCCGGGACUGGGAGGCCUUCGAGGUGGCCGGGGAGCACUUCCUGGCCGUGGCCAACCACCGGGAAGGCGACAACCACAACAUAGACAGCGUCAUCUACAAGUGGAACCCGGGGACCCGCCUGUUCGAGGCCAACCAGACCAUCGCCACGUCGGGCGCCUACGACUGGGAGUUCUUCACCGUGGGGCCCUACGCCUUCCUGGCCGUGGCCAACGCCUUCAACGGCACGUCCACGCGGCUGCAGUCCCGCCUGUACGUGCGGCUGGCCGGCUGCUUCCAGCUCUUCCAGUCCUUCCUGACGUUUGGCGCCGCAGACUGGGAGGUUUUCCACAUCGGAGAGAGGAUCUUUCUCGCUGUCGCGAACAGUCACAGCUACGACGUGGAAAUGCAAGUGCAAAACGGCUCGUACGUCAUCAACUCGGUCAUCUACGAGCUGAAUGUCACCGCGCAGACGUUCGUCAGGUUCCAGGAGAUCCUCACCUGCAGUGCUCUGGACUGGGAGUUCUUCUCGGUGGGAGAAGAUUAUUUCCUGGUGGUUGCAAACUCCUUCGAUGGAACUACCUUCUCGGUAAACAGUAUUAUUUACAGGUGGCAGGGGUACGAAGGCUUCGUGGCCGUGCACAGCCUCCCGACCUUCGGCUGCAGGGACUGGGAAGCCUUCCGCACGGCAGCCGGGGCCUACCUAGUCUACUCCAGCGCCAAGGAGCCCCUGUCCAGGGUGCUGAAGCUGAGGACAGGGUGAUGGGCCCGGGGCCCCAGGGCCAGGACCACCUGGCCGCACCCCAGAAUCCCACCCGAGAAGCUCUGGAACCUCCGGGGGUGGAGGUGG
Messenger RNA from Camelus dromedarius (Arabian camel), 2100 nucleotides. RefSeq names its product thrombospondin type laminin G domain and EAR repeats (gene TSPEAR). Lineage: Eukaryota; Metazoa; Chordata; Mammalia; Artiodactyla; Camelidae. Gene Ontology annotation, biological process: signal transduction. The transcript is spliced from 12 exons. Bases 1 to 2013 code for a protein of 670 amino acids. The record is from RefSeq and is a predicted model, not a curated record.